UCGAUCCUAAGAGACUCGAUACGCCCAGACCUGGCCCAUCUCUUCUCUCUCUCUCUCUUUCCUUCCUUCUUUCUUCUUUGGCGGAUUUAUCAAAGCCCUCACUCUCUCUCUAGUCGCGCUUCUUCAAAAUCUACAUCCUCCAUCUCUCAAAUCUGAGAAUCAAACAACUGCAUUGUCGAUUUAUCUCUCUAAUCUCCUAUCAAUGGCUUCCUCUCUUCCUUCUACUGCUUCAGCUACCUUAGCAAAGACCAAUUCUUCCGCCUUAACUGCUGCAUCCCACGCCCAUCAUCAUUCUCCUUCCAAAGUCUCUUUUCGCCUCUCUCCCAAGCCCAAGCUUCGCUUCUCGCUCAAGGGAUUGAAGCCCGGAUGGAAUCGGCCUUGUAUUGUGAGAGCACAACUUACCGAGGUUGUGGUUGAUGAAAAAUUGGCUACAUCAACAAAGGAUGUAAAACCAUCUGAGGAUCCAUCUUCUCCAGUCUUGGCUUCUGAGGAGUCAAUUUCUGAAUUCAUUACUCAAGUUUCUAAUCUAGUCAAGCUAGUUGACUCCAAGGAUAUUGUGGAGUUACAGUUAAAACAGCUGGAUUUUGAACUCUUAAUCCGUAAAAAAGAAGCCAUACCUGUACCAGCAUCUUCUGCUCCUGUUAUGAUGCAUGCAUCUCCACAAGCACCACCUGCUUACCAAAUGCCUGCGGUUCCAGCAACUCCAGCAGCACCAGUACCUAGACCUGCAACUCUUGCUUUGCCACCUGCUCCUGAACCUUCUAAAUCAUCCCAUCCACCUCUCAAAUCUCCCAUGGCUGGGACAUUCUAUAGAAGUCCAGCACCUGGUGAACCACCCUUUGUGAAGGUUGGAGACAAAGUUCAGAAGGGACAGGUUCUCUGUAUCAUUGAAGCCAUGAAGUUGAUGAAUGAAAUAGAGGCUGAUCAAUCCGGAACCAUAGUUGAAGUUAUUGCAGAAGAUGGCAAACCUGUCAGUUUUGAGACACCUCUUUAUGUGAUUGCACCCUAGAGAAGGAGAAAGAACAACUGUUACACCUGUAUAAGCUGCUGCUGCUGCUGCUGAUAUUAGGAAAGGUUGGUACUUGUUGGGUUUUGCUGUUUUUAUGGUUUUUGUUUCUUUUUACUGAAAUUAGAAUCUGUGAUGGUUAUGGAUAGAGAAAGCAAACUAGAAAGAAAUUAGAUCUUGAUUUGGCACUUUCUUCUACCUUGUUAUUUGAAUUAGAAAGUUUAUUAAGCUGGAGCUGAGUUUUAAAUUUUAAAAAAAUAAAAGAGUACUAUGCAUCUGCAUAUUAAUCAUGUAUUUUGCAGACUUUUAAGGUAAUUUUUCAUGUGAAUUAUUUAUAUUAGAGUAAAAGCAUGUCAAGUAA
This is a messenger RNA of Impatiens glandulifera, 1367 nucleotides long. RefSeq names its product biotin carboxyl carrier protein of acetyl-CoA carboxylase 1, chloroplastic-like. The transcript has 7 exons. Gene Ontology annotation, molecular function: acetyl-CoA carboxylase activity. NCBI's taxonomy places the organism in Eukaryota, Viridiplantae, Streptophyta, Magnoliopsida, Ericales, Balsaminaceae. Bases 203 to 1009 code for a protein of 268 amino acids. Gene Ontology annotation, cellular component: acetyl-CoA carboxylase complex. The record is from RefSeq and is a predicted model, not a curated record. Gene Ontology annotation, biological process: fatty acid biosynthetic process.